ACGGAUAUCGUCUCCGAUAAUAUCACGAAUAUUGUCCCUGAAAAUAUCACGGAUAUCAUCUCCGAUAAUAUCACGAAUAUCGUUCCCGACCAUACCACGGAUAUCGUCACCGAUAAUAUCACGAAUAUCGCUCCCAACCAUACCACGGAUAUCGUCCCUAAAAAUAUCACGAAUAUCGUUCCCGACCACAUCACGGACAUCGUACCCGAAAAUACCACGGAGAUCUUCAUUAACAAUAAUUUCACAGGUGUUGUUAUCAAAAACUCCACAAAAUUUAUCCCCGGAAAAAUCACAACAUUUAAUAUCGACAACUCCACGAAAUUAAUCUUUGACAACUCCACCGGUUCCAAACUCACCGGACCAAACGUAUGCACGUUUAUUAAAAAUUACAAAACAAAAAAAAUAAUCACUAAGUAUGAAAUCCAUUCAUCCAAAACUUCAUAUUUUUGUUUCAAGAAUUGGAAAUUUAAAUGUUAUUUUGUAACUGAUACUGCAGUUCCAAUUCAAACCGAAAUCUCAGAAAACAAUAUUCAAAUCAUCAAUACAUGCUGCGAUGGUUACGAAAAAACACCGAAUGGGACAAAAUGCCGUCCUGCCUGUAAAGAACCUUGUGUAUGGGGCGUAUGUAUUUCACCAAAUGUGUGCAGAUGUGACGAAUAUUACGAUGGACCUACUUGUCGCAAUCGGAUAGGUUGUCCAACGGGAAAAUUUGGAUUUGAUUGUACGCAAACGUGUCAAUGUCAAAAUAAUGCUUCUUGCAACUAUUUAAAUGGUAAUUGUUCUUGUCAGCAAGGAUAUUGGGGCAAAUAUUGUGAAGAUCCAUGUCCAUCUGGUUAUUAUGGCCAUAAAUGCCAAAAUAUAUGUAAAUGUCAAACUGGUGCAAAAUGUGAUCCAGUAAAUGGUGCUUGUAAGUGUUUAUCAGGAUACGCAGGAACUAAUUGUGAAUUACAAUGUCCCCCAGGAUUUUAUGGUUAUAAAUGCCAAAAUGAAUGCAAAUAUCAAAAUGGUACAAAAUGCGAUAUAGUUAACGGUGAUUGUAYUUGUCUACCAGGAUAUGAAGAACACGAUGCUAAAUUAAAAGAAUGUGAUUGUCAAAAGGGUACAUUAUGCAAUUCAGUAAAUGAAACUUGCUUUUGCCAACCAGGACAAACAAAAAAUAAUUGCGAAUUUACUUGUCCCUCGGGCUAUUAUGGAAAAACUUGUCAGUAUCCAUGUAAAUGUCAAAAUGGCGCAAAAUGUGACGCGGUGAACGGCAAUUGUUAUUGUACUCCAGGAUUUACUGGAGAAGAUUGCUCUUUAACUUGUCCGUCGGGAUUCUAUGGUUAUCAAUGUCAAUACGAAUGUAAAUGUCAAAAUGGUGCCAUAUGUGAUCCAGUUAUCGGAUCUUGUAUAUGUCCAUCGGGUCUAUCGGGAAAGAAUUGUCUUAUUUUGAAUAAGUCCAGGAUCGACGGAAAAAAUAAUAUGACGGUGUGUGAUUGUAAUUGGCACAAGUUUGACUACUGCGAACCAUUAACCAGCAUAUGCAAAUGCAAACAACCUGUUGACGGUUGUGCUUGUGUUUGUGAACCUGGUUUGACCGGAAAAGAUUGUGAGAAAGUUUGUCCACCUGGCACGUACGGUGUAAAUUGCAACUCAACUUGUAGAUGUCAAAACGAAUCAAAAUGUCGGAUGGCCGAUGGAAUUUGCUUGUGUGAGCCCGGAUUUUCCGGACCUACGUGCUCAGAAGAUGACAGUGAAUGCACCAAUGCUCUUCAAUUAGAGCCAAUAAACAAUGAAGCGGCCUGGAUUUUAGACAUUUUGGUUAUUUUAAGCUUCUUGAUAAUGUCUACAAUAUGCAUGGCGGUAAUGACGUGCUGCUAUUACUACUGUAACCAACGACAAAUUCAAAAAUAUAAUAUAGGGAACGUAAAUAGUUUUGAACUUCGWAAAUCUACUGACAUAGAAUCAAACUCUAACAUUGAAGUAAUUUGUUCUACCGGAAAUUGUGGUAUGAACAUUGGAAAUGUCAUACUUGAAUCUAGAAAAACAAUGACCAGCUAUACAAACGAAACGUUUUACAACAAUUAUUCUCGUGACAACAGUGUUGAUGAUUAUACCGGAGAAAACUUGUACKUGGAAAUUGAUGAAAGUACUUUUAAUCGUGCAGAAGACUUGUACGAUCAUCUAGAUUUCCUACGUCCAACGGUAUCGUGGAAGCCACAUUAUCAAAGCGCAUUGGUGUUGCAAGAUCCAUCUAGUGGUAAUAGUUCGAAAAAGGAAGAGACAACAUGAUGUAUUUUGACUAUCUUAUAUAAUAAUGUUUGCUUUAUUAUGUAAUUUAUAUUAAUAUUUUAUAGACACGAUAAAAUUAUU
Molecule: messenger RNA, 2352 nt
Organism: Diuraphis noxia (Russian wheat aphid)
Lineage: Eukaryota; Metazoa; Arthropoda; Insecta; Hemiptera; Aphididae
Molecular function (GO): scavenger receptor activity
Source: RefSeq, a predicted model, not a curated record